Molecule: messenger RNA, 1964 nt
Organism: Lycium barbarum (goji berry)
Lineage: Eukaryota; Viridiplantae; Streptophyta; Magnoliopsida; Solanales; Solanaceae
Exons: 14
Coding region: 1-1644 (547 amino acids)
Molecular function (GO): oxidoreductase activity, acting on the aldehyde or oxo group of donors, NAD or NADP as acceptor; NAD binding
Source: RefSeq, a predicted model, not a curated record
AUGGCGUGGGGAGACAGAGCUCAAGAUCAGACUCCACUACUGACACCGCUAUUAAAUCCUCCAUCUCAAGAUUUGGAAGUUGGUGAUUCAACUUCAGCUUCUCUACAAGCUUUAGAGGCUAAUGUUAGGUCUAUAGAAGCUUUAGAAGAGAAAAUAGAUAUGCUUGAUUCGGAGAUGACGUCUCUAGAGAAAGAAUCAAAUGGAAUUAUAGAUACAUUAGAAAAUCGGAUUGUAUUUCUUCUGUCAUAUACGACAGGAGGGAUAUUCUUUCAACAUUUGAGAUUUUCUUGUGUAGCUAUUGGGUACAUCACUUCCGUGAUAGUAUUUUGUUUGAUAUUAGGAUUGGGUUUUGUUAUUUGGGACGCAAGGAUGAAAUUAAGAAGGAUGAUCCCUGCUAUCAAGAAACUGGAUGAAAGAAGAGUGAAAUUUGUCAAUCUAGCACAACCGAUUUGUGUUUCGAAGAGCGAAAGGAUAAGCCGCCAUCAGAAUGGACCGGUUCAUGACACCGCUCCAUUACAUCCUACAGAGAAGGCUGAUUUAGUGAGAGACCGGUCUAUGCUGAUAGUAAACUCUGAGGAGUAUUUAGGUAGAUUUGAGUCCUACAAUUGCGAAUUUAUUCUGGCUGCGAUCAUAUGUGUGUUAAUUAAUGGGGCUGCUAUAUGUUUCAUCGCCUACUUCACAUAUUGCCAAUCUGACGUGUUAGGAGGUAAAACCCCUAUGAUGCCACCCCAGCCUAUGCAGCCUACUCAUACAUGUAGCCUAUGUGGCCUAUCUGAAGAAUCCGCAUACAUCUUUAAGUAUGACAGUCGCCACGGUCAGUGGAAGCACAAUGAGCUCAAGGUUAAGGAUGAUGAAAAGCUUGUUACCAGAUAUGGCAUUAGAAACCCAGAGGACAUUCCAAGGGCUGAGGCUGGAGCAGAGUACAUCGUGGAGUCAACUAGAGUCUUCAAUGAUAAAGACAAGGCUGCUGCAGCUCACUUGAAGGUGGAAGAAGCAGAUGACAUACAAAAAGUCUCUGCUACUUUUGGUGGUGCAUCAGAGGUUAAAAAUCAGGUACCUUCUCAGACAGAUGCAGCACCGGGAGACAGGGUUCCAGAAGACUGUCCUGCGAGUAUCAGCUCAUCUGAACUUCCUCCUCAUUUGGUCCUUGAUAUGCCAGUUUUGUCCCCAACCAUGAACAUCGCUAAAUGGAUGACAAAGGAAGGUCACAAGGUAGCGGUUGAUGAUGUUCUCUGCGAGAAAGAAGCUGACAAAGCAACCCUUGGGGCUGAAAGUCUAGUAGAAGGAUUCUUGGCCAAAAUACUGGCACGUGAAGGUUCAAAAGAUGUGGCUGAUGGGCAGCCUACUGCAAUCCCAGUUGAGGAUGCUUAUGAAGAUUUACCCAGUAGUCAAAUUUGCAAGGCAGACAUGUUUGAGGAUGAGGAGAAAAUUCUCUAUGGUGAGAAGCCUGUUAUUGGAUGUGGCAUUAGAAACCCAGUGGAGAUUCCAUGGGCUGAGGCUGGAGCAGAGUACGUCGUGGAUUCAACUGGAGCCUUCCCUGAUAAAGACAAGGCUGCUACAGCUCACUUGAAGGCUGACAAGUAUGAGAAAAGGAGAUCAGUUCUCUCAAGGAAAAGCUUAUACAAGUUUGAGAAAGGAGAUUAGUCAUUUACUGAUAAACUAGAACAUUUUUUUAUUUUGUCAAUAGAUUUUGUAGCACUGUAGGACGCGUUCCAGGACUUGUAUUACUGUCUGUUUGUAAUAGUGCUUGUUUCCUUUUGGUUUACUUUACUCUUGGACCUAGUCAAAGGUGGAGCUAGAAGAUUUAGGUAGGGGUUUGGCCAAAUCUAGUAGCUUUAGUUAAAAUUCUAUACUUGUAUUAAGAAAUUUACUAAAUAUGAACAAAAACUGAAUUAAGAACCAUUAUUAAUAUCUGAUGUCAUUAUUCUAGAAUUUUAGAACUCAAAAAGUUCAAAUCCUGACUU